UGGCGAUAUGACUUUCACAGUCAUACUGAUUUGUAUUUAUCAAUAAAUAUAUUAUUGUUAUAUCAGAUGUUUCUAAACUAUAGCUAUUAUAACUGUUGUUUCUAAACUUUCUUCAUUUUCUGAAAAUUUAGGUUUAACUCAUAACCAAACCUAUCAACUUUUUCAACUGAAGCACACUGCUUCGAUGGCUGUGGCAACUUUUGCCGAGACGGGACAAGUAGCUUUAUUGGAAGAAACUUUGGAAGUUCAACAGGAUUUUUUAUUCGAUGAGUUUCGACUACCAAAAAUUCGCAAAGGUAAGGGUGAAAGUGAGGCAACUUUUUUCGUAAACGGAAAACAUUCGAGCGUGUCUUUCAUCACAAAGAUAAUACCAUCGCCGGAUUGGUUCAUUGGAUUGGACACUUUUGACCUAUGCUUCAAAGGACGAUGGCUUGAAAAGGUAACGAUACCGCUGCAUCCGCUCGACGCAGGUAGUAGCAGUGGAUUAACUUUUACCUCACCAAAAUGGCCUACCAAUCCAAGGGGUGUAGUUCAACAAAUCACUUCCAGAUCUCCUCUCCAUUUCGCAAGCAGCUUUUUCUAUCCUGAAAUCAAACACCUUCCACCGAUAGCUCAUGUUACAUUUACUAAGAUCAAAGAAUACAACAAUCACAACAACGUGCACAAAAUGGUGAAGAAACUCAAAUAUAAGCACCGUACGAAGUUACUUAAAAAACUUAAAUACCAGUCAAACGUUGGAAACACUCAAAAUAUGAAUCAUACCAACAAAACUCUCAAUGAUACAGAUUGUCGGGUUAGCGAGUGGUCGGCCUGGAGUCCUUGCAGCAAGACAUGUGGCCUUGGUAAAAGAAAUCGUACACGUAACAUUAUACGAGAACAGCGUCUUGGUGGAGUUGAAUGUCCGAUGUUAGUGGAAACACAGUGGUGUGGCUCAGCUCGCCAGUGUUCAGUGUUUGACAGCUACUUUAAAUGGUGAAGGUUGAAAAUAAUUAAUUGUACUGGAACUACCAACACAACGUGCAUAGUGUAGUAUGGUUACAUGACAAAAUCAGCAUAAAUUGGUUUAGAAGGCAAGUUUGAUGUAUGUGAGAAAUAUUUGUCGACCAAUCAGUUGUCAUUCUGGUUUUGUACAAAUAUAGUUUACUAAAAAAAUAAAA
Molecule: messenger RNA, 1157 nt
Organism: Anopheles arabiensis
Lineage: Eukaryota; Metazoa; Arthropoda; Insecta; Diptera; Culicidae
Product: spondin-2-like
Exons: 3
Coding region: 185-976 (263 amino acids)
Biological process (GO): cell adhesion
Cellular component (GO): extracellular matrix
Source: RefSeq, a predicted model, not a curated record